AUGCAGGUAGGAACAGUAAUAAAAUCCGUCAAUUAUGCAUUGGGAAACUUAAAUCAAUGGAUGUCAAGCAAGAAAGCAAAAUUACCGAUAGUUGCAUUCCCCUCAACGGCAGAAUUGGUUCCUGAGCCUCUUGGUCUUGUCCUCAUUAUCUCAUCAUGGAAUUUUCCACUUGGGUUGUCAUUGGAACCAUUGAUCGGCGCAAUAUCUGCAGGAAACGUAGCGGUUCUAAAGCCUUCCGAGCUAGCUCCUGCAUGUUCUUCGGUUCUAGCUGGUAACAUCCAUACUUACCUUGACAACAAAGCUGUGAAGGUCAUCCAAGGUGGUGCCUCUGUUUCUGAACAACUGCUCCAACACAAAUGGGACAAGAUUUUCUUCACAGGUAGUGCACAAGUGGGACGCAUUGUCAUGUCUGCAGCUGCAAAGCAUCUUACGCCUGUCACAUUGGAGUUGGGUGGAAAAUGCCCAGCCGUUGUUGAUUCCCUCGCUAGUUCUUGGGAUAGAGAGGCUGCAAUAAAAAGAAUUCUUGGUGGAAAAUUUGGGGCCUGUGCUGGCCAAGCAUGCAUAGCAAUUGACUAUAUCCUCGCAGAAAAGACGUACACUUCCACUUUGGUGGAACAACUCAAGGUUGCAACUAAGAAAAUGUUUGGAGAAAAUCCAAAAGAAUCAUAUAGUGUUGCAAGAAUCGUCAAUAAAAGGCACUUCUUGAGACUGAAAAAUUAUUUAGAUGAACCUAUGGUCAGAGCUUCUAUUGUCUAUGGUGGUUCAUUCGAUGAAGACAAUCUGUUCAUUGAGCCCACUAUCUUGGUGGAUCCUCCUCCCACGUCUGCAAUUAUGACAGAAGAAAUAUUUGGGCCAUUGCUUCCAGUAAUUACAUUGUCGAAAAUUGAAGAUAGUAUUCAAUUUAUCAAGUCAAGGCCUAAGGCUCUCACUAUUUAUGCCUUCACCAACAAUGAAACAUUCAAGAAAAGGGUGAUAUCUGAGACAUCUUCAGGAAGUGUGACAUUUAAUGACGCUGUAAUCCAGUAUGCAGCAGAUACUAUCCCAUUUGGAGGAACUGGUGAAAGUGGAUUUGGCAAGUACCAUGGAAAAUUCUCUUUUGAUAACUUCACCCAUGAAAAGGCAGUUCUAAGUAGAAGCUUCCUAACAGACUUUUGGUUCAGAUACCCUCCAUGGAAUGACCACAAGUUGCAGCUCUUUAAGUCAAUUUACAGAUUUGAUUAUCUUGGCAUUCUUCUCACCAUGUUGGGCUUCAACAAAUCUUAA
Messenger RNA from Ilex paraguariensis (yerba mate), 1263 nucleotides. Lineage: Eukaryota; Viridiplantae; Streptophyta; Magnoliopsida; Aquifoliales; Aquifoliaceae. The record is from the annotation of a GenBank genome assembly.